Molecule: messenger RNA, 4556 nt
Organism: Diabrotica virgifera virgifera (western corn rootworm)
Lineage: Eukaryota; Metazoa; Arthropoda; Insecta; Coleoptera; Chrysomelidae
Product: gastrula zinc finger protein xLCGF3.1-like
Exons: 1
Coding region: 1077-2192 (371 amino acids)
Cellular component (GO): nucleus
Source: RefSeq, a predicted model, not a curated record
CUGUUUAUGUUAUUCUUUGCCUUAAAUAUGUCACUGAAUUCCUUAAUAGUCUGAUCACGACUAUUUUGUGCACAUUCUCAGCUUUUCAAAUCUUCAUCGCCACAUCAGGCAUUUUUUUCUUUGACUUGUUGCUAGAAACUUAGAUUAGUUAGUUACCAUACUACAAUUUUGGAACAGUCACAGGCAAUCCGCCAGUUCAAAUUUAUAAGAUGUUGAAAAUUUAUAUAAAAAAUGUUUUCCCUUAUUUUAAGGGUUCAUUUAAUAAGACAAAAGAUUUAGAAUCAUAGAAUUGAUAAAUGUUAAAGGUUCCUUAAGUUUGACUUUUCUUAUCAUACUUGUAACACGUCAAAUUUCAUCCAGUUGGGUAACUAAAACAGAAUUGACAGAAGACGUUAAUGUCAGAAAGGGGUGAAUAUUUGGGCUACGAUGGAAUAAACAAAAGAUCCGUUGCUCAGAAUCGAUGGAGAUGUGGGGGUGGUUCUUUAUGAGAAAGCUCUUUUCUUAUUAGCUUAAGAAUAGAUGAUAUUGAAAUGACGAUAGAAAUACUGAAUAAAAUAUUGGGCGCCAUCAUUUUACCAACAAAAUGGAAGACAAAACAGAAAAAAUUUAGAAAAAUAACAAAUAAAAAAUAAUAAAAGACAAAAGAAUAAAGAAAUAAAAGGGAUCUCUUUUUCACGCCUCCUGAAGGCAGCCAUGUUAAUAUCUGACCAAUAACAAAAAAGAAUAAACAAAAACUCGUAUGAUUUCCUGACUCCAAACUUUCACACGAAACUGCUGACUACUAUAUUGCACGUGCAGUUUUUAACUGUGAACUCAAAGCAGUUCUUAGUAUAACAUUAACAAUUUUAGCUUUAAGAUUAACAUUUAAGAGAUUACCACUCAACUACUACUCAAACUCUCAUUUGAAUGCAAGCCGCAUACAAUUUUUCUCACGAUGAACUUGAGCCAUUUAUCAAACCAACAGUCACCGGAAUAAACAAUCAUAAAACGAUUUUCUGAGAUACAGAUAUGCUUUAACAUUCUUUUAAUACUGGAAGCGAUCGACUUAGCAUACACCCUGUAUUUACGACCCGUUUAUGCAUACACGGACGACAGUGUUUUACACGAAAAUAAAAAUUACUGGUUUCUUGAUGAGGUUGAAUGUCGUAUCUUUGACACCGUUUCAUACUUUAUUUAUUUUUCUUUUUCGCUACAUUAUACUGAUUUUACAGAUAGUUAUUAUUUUAGGUGUCCCUUGCGAAGGCAUUCAUAAUUAUGCAUGUGACCUGCUAAAAUAUACUGGAAAUAAUUCUAACCAAAAUUUAACUGCAACUACGGAUGUGGACCUCAGAGAAAAAAAAUUUGAAUGUGAAAUAUGCCCCAAACAAUUAGCAACAAGUUUUUCUUUAAAAGUACACAUGAGAAUACACACUGGGGAAAAACCAUUUGAGUGUGAAAUUUGCACCAAACAAUUUUCAUCAAAGAAUUAUUUAACUAGACAUAGGAGAGUGCACACUGGUGAAAAACCCUUUAUGUGCCAAGUUUGCACCAAACAGUUUUCAACAAACUCAAAUUUAACUGUACACAUGAUAGUGCAUACUGGUGAAAAACCUUUCACGUGUAAAAUAUGCACCAAACAGUUUUCAACAAACCCACAAUUAACUAGACAUAUACGAGUGCAUACUGGUGAAAAACCUUUCACGUGUGAAAUAUGUACCAAACAGUUUUCAACAAACCCACAAUUAACUAAACAUAUGCGCGUGCAUACCGGCGAAAAACGAUUUGCAUGUGAAAUAUGUAACAAACAAUUCUCAGAAAGUUGCAAUUUAAAAUCACAUAUGCUAGUACACAGCGGUAAAAAAACUUUUUCCUGUGAAAUUUGCGCUAAAAAGUAUUCACAAAGUUCUACUUUACAAUUACAUAUGAGAGUGCAUACUGGUGAAAAACCUUUCACAUGCCAAAUAUGCAACAAACAGUUUUCACAAAGACCUGGUUUAGAAUAUCACAUGAAAGUGCAUACUGGCGAAAAACCAUUUGAAUGUGAAAUUUGCACCAAACAGUUUUCAACGAAACAAAUUUUAAAUACACAUAUGAGAGUGCAUACUGGUGAAAAACCAUUCACAUGCCGAAUAUGCAACAAACCGUUUUCACAAAGUUCUAAUUUAAAUAAUCAUAUGAAAACACACACAAGACUGUAUUCAAUGUCGUUUUGACACACCUUUUGAAACGUAUACUUAUAUUACGAAUCGGGAAAAAUGACUGCGUAGUGUUAGCACUAUAGACUAUAAGACAUCCAGCUCCGACAGAAAACUGGCAGCACGUUGCUACUAGCGCCUCUACCGGCUGGAGUUGAUAACUACGUUUUCUCAACGUAAACAUACAAAUUUAAUUUGGUUAAUUUUUGGAUAACUAGCUAAUCUCGGUAAAUCGUGUUUGUAUUUUACACAAAAUGUCUUAUAAAAUGGUAAAAUGGACUCUUAGAAAAUUCCUAGAAUGGGAACAAAAGAACUAAAAAGUGUAUGACUUUGCCCCCAUUCAUCCUGAAUAUAGUGUUUAGCUGUUCAGAAUUUCUUGUUAAAAGAAGGCUCACCCAAUGGUCUAAGAGCUAGCAACGUUUUCGAGCAACUAUUUUAAGACAGCUGAUUGUUUAAUAUAUUAUUCCCUAUGCAUCCUAGAACACCUUACCGGCCAUCUGGCUACUGAGACAGGUUGCGUUCAUUACUGCGCAGCGCACCUGUACAGGUAAAUAUAUCGAAUUUAAAAUUAUUUUAAGACGAAAAAAUUUUUUGCCAUUGUAAAACAUUCUUAAAAAUAUGAAUUAUAAUUGCCAGACAUUUCUGUGGUUGCUAAAUACGUGCCAGACGCUAUAGUCUAAAUGGCUAUCAACGUUUUCGAGCAACUAUUUUAAGACAGCUGAUUCGUUAAUAUAUUAUUCCCUAUGAAUCCUCGAACACCUUCCCUUCCAUCUGGCUACUGAAACAGGUUGCGUUCAUUACCGCGCAGCACACCUGUACAGGUAAAUAUAUCGAAUUUAAAAUUAUUUUAAGACGAAAAUUUUUUUUGCCAUUACUUUUUAAACAUUAUCAGAAACAUGAAUUACAAUUGCCAGACAUUUCUGUGGUUGCUAAAUGCGCGCCAGACGCUAUUUAUUAUAACUAAUAAUAGAAAAAUUUAAAUCAUUUUAGUAUGUCUGUAAGUUUAAUAUUAUAUUAUUAACACAUAAAUAAAUGCAAAAUUAAUUUGCCAGACAUUAAUUCGGUUGCAUUCACCAGCCAGAUGGAUUUAAAAUCAUAAAAAUAAUGUGUAUUUUCAGCAAAACGAUCGCUGGCUGUGUUAAGAAAUAAGACAAACAAAAGAUACAGGUAAAUAUAUUUGAAAUUAGUUUAAGACGAAAAAUUUUUUUGUCAUUACUUUUUAAACAUUGUUAGAAACAUGAAUUAUAAUUGCCAGACAUUUCUGUGGUUGCUAAAUGCGCGCCAGACGCUAUUUAUUAUAAAUAAUAAUAGAAAAGUUUACAUCAUUUUAGUAUGUCUGAAAUUUUAAUAUUAUAUUAUUAACACAUAAAUAAAUGCAAAAUUAAUUUGCCAGACAUUAACUCGGUUGCAGUCAUCAGCCAGAUCAAAUUAAAGUUGUAGGGUAUUCCAGUAAUAUAUUAGUUAUUACAGAAAGAUAGCGGUAGAGUAGACUGGCGGAAAGAGACAGGAAUAAAUCUACCUACCUACAGUAUUUAAAGAAAUUUUUAUUUAUCUCAACUUAGCUAAUAAUGACAGAAUUAAAUAUGUACAAUGUUAAUAAAUAAAAAUUAUUGUUGAAAUUUUCAACAACAUAAUAAAAAAUAAUAUUUUUUAUUCGGGAAUCAUUUUUUUCAUUUAAAUUGUUUAAAUUAAUGUUUUCAAAUUAAAUAAUCAUAGAAAAAAAAGGAUAAAAUGAAAUUGACGUCGUAUCAAAAUGUAUACUUGUAUUUAUGAAUAUGAUAUAUAUUAUAUAAUAUAACUUGUGUCACUCACACUUGACAGCGAAGAACUUGAUGUAUGACGAAGAUUUGACAAAACUGAAUUAAUGUCAGAUAUGUUACGAUACUUAGCCAUUAAGGCUACAAAAGAAUGUAACAUUUUUUAUGGUAUCCAUCAGUGGUAUUCACUUAGUCCGGUAACUGUACAUACAUUAUUAUAUUUUAAAUCGCAUUUAAUACGCGCACUCAAAACGUCUUUACACUUUAACAGUUUUUCAUCCACAAAAGUUAUUACAUUCUCGUUUUUUUCCUUGCAAAACACACAUUGUAUUUUAUUUGCCAUUAUAUUGUAUCACAAUUACUUUUCACUAAGUAGAAACUCGACAAGAAUCGUUAACAAACUGUGAAUUUAUUGUGACUGACCCAUCUUAAUAACAUGUGCGGAAAACAUUCACCCCCGAAAUUGUCGUAUCUUUUGUUUGUAUAGUUUCUUAACCCAACCAGCGAUCGUUUUGCUGAAAAUACACAUUAUUUUUAUGAUUUUAAAUCCAUCUGGCUGGUGAAUGCAACCGAAUUAAUGCCUGGCAAAUUAAUUUUGCAUUUAUUUAUGUGUAAAUAAUAUAAU